Messenger RNA from Acanthosepion pharaonis, 732 nucleotides. The record is from the annotation of a GenBank genome assembly. NCBI's taxonomy places the organism in Eukaryota, Metazoa, Mollusca, Cephalopoda, Sepiida, Sepiidae.
AUGAAGAAGAAUUAUUGUUAUUCUGAUUUAAAAGACAGAUAUAAUCAUACUUGUUAUUACUUUUCCCCUGUCUGUCAAUCUAUCUAUCUAUCUAUCUAUCUAUCUAUCUAUCUAUCUAUCUAUCUGUUCUGUUCAUAUCUAUCUAUCUAUCUAUCUAUCUAUCUAUCUAUCUAUCCCAGUCUCUUAAUAUCUAUCUAUCUAUCUAUCUAUCUUAGGCUGCAAUCAGUGAUAUCUCAAUCAAUCUCUUUCUCUCUAUUUACCUAUCUCUUUCUCUCUUUUUUAUUUUUCACCCAUUAUAAUUACUUUGCUUUCUCUACUUCCUUCCCUCUGUCUUUUGUCUCUCCUCCUUUUUUCUCGUUCUUCUCCUCUACUCUCUCUAAUUUACUCCCACUCAUUCUUUAUGUGUCUCCUACUCUCUCUUUAUUUUCUUUUCUUACUCCUUUCAUUCUUUUGCUGCUAUAUUUGUCGCCACAUAAUUCUCCCUCUCUAUCUGAAUCUCUCUCUCUCCUCUAUCUACAUAUAUAUAUAUAUAUAUAUAUAUAUAUUAUAUCAUAUUUUCUGUCUUCUCAUGGCUCUAUCUCAGUUUCUUUCUUUCUUUCUUCCUUUUCUUUUGCUGCUUCAUUUUUCUCUCCACCUCAUCCCCCCCUCUCUCUCUCUCUCUCUCUCUCUCUCUCCUCUCUUUAUCAGUCUAUUUAUCUGCACAACAAUUUUUCUGCAUCUUAUCCUACUUAA